Molecule: messenger RNA, 1632 nt
Organism: Effrenium voratum
Lineage: Eukaryota; Dinophyceae; Suessiales; Symbiodiniaceae
Source: the annotation of a GenBank genome assembly
AUGUUGUGCCUGUUGGGCAGGUCCAGGACCAGCCUGGCGCCGCGGGAAGGCCCGGACGCCCUCUACUCGGGCCUGCUGGAGUGUCCGGUGACCACCCGCCUCACCAAGCACGUGGAAGGCCUUGCAUCCAUCCGCCUCAGCGGCAGCUGCGCAGAGCUUCCUGCCACAGGCGCCGAGUGCCUGGAGCUGGCGAAGGGCGUCUUGCCCAAGAGCUUCCGGCUGCGCCUGGAGAAGGGCAAGGAGCCCGGCUGCUUCAUCUCCAGCCAAGAAGUGGACCAGGCCAUCCUACGGUUCCAGGGCCCCUCGCUGCACAAGGAGCGCAGAAGUUCCUUCCGCGAAUCGCGGAAGGAGUCGCCAACGCUGGGGACUUGCGGGACCAGUGCGCAGCGCUUCCUCGCGAGCAGUGCGCCCUUGGUGAACGUCACGGUGCAGCUGGACUCAGCGCACGACGUCGUCACGCUGACUCUGAGCGCGGGCGACGGCGCGUGGUUCGGCGUGGGCUUCGGCGCUACGGCAAUGGGGGAUCGGCCCUGGGCCGUCAUCGUGGACGGCUUCGGCAACGUCACGGAGCGGAAGUUGGAGAACCACCAGCCAGGGACUCUGCUGAAGCCUUCGGUGACGGUGCUGGAAUCCAAGGUGAUGGCAGGAGUUCGCUCGGUGGUGCUGACGCGGAGCCUGAAAGGAGCUUCCUCCGACUACUACACCUUUGAUCCGCUGAAAGAGGAGACCGUGAAUUUCAUCAACGCCGUGGGAAGUGGGCCCACCUUGUCGUACCACAAGCACCGCACGCUGGGCCAACUCGUCUUCCUUCCGAUUUCUGGCGAAGGCGCCUGCGUGUGCAAGGAGAAGGCGCCGGCCUUUGGAGAGGCCCAAGGCACCUUGGAGUACCGACCCUCAGGCCCAGGCGACGAGGGUUCCGGCAGUGUGGCCUUCUCCAACCACUGCCCUCCCGCCCCCAGGAGCGACCUGCUGGACAUGCGGAACCCAACCUGUGACCUGCGGAACUACUCCGGGGGACAGAUCGCGUGCCACCACAUGUGGUCCCUGCUGGAUGCGGACCAAGACAUCCCCUGGCCGCAGCAACCCAUCGAGUACUCCCUGAAGUUCCGUUUCUGGGUGGAAGAGUACAACAAGUCCUACCACACCAGCCUGCGCCGAGCAACCUGGGGCAUUGCUUCCCCCGUGGAGUACGAUGUGCCCAAGUGCGACCACCAGGUGAAGGGCUGCAGCCUGGUGAACGGCAGCUGGAUUCAUACCAUCUCGGGGACCUACGAGGGCGAGGGCAUCUUAUCGGCGGCCCACUUCCAUUGCCAUGCGCCCACCUGCCUGUCCAUGGCAAUGUACCGCUGUCCCCCCAAGACCAAGGUGUGCGAUGCCAGCAGCGGCGAGCUGCUCUGCGAGCAGCGCCCGGUCUACGGGAACAACUCGGAUCGCUUUUCCGAGCCCGGGUACAUCUUCCAGCCGCCCUGCCUGUGGGGCAGCCCCGAGUUUGGGCUUGCACCGCCGCCCAGCGUGGGAGGCUACGUCUUGGGCACGGUGAAGACCUCCAACGCCAGCUACGGACACCACGGGGAGAUGGCCUGGCAGCAGAUGUACAUCUUCGACGAUCCGGGCUCCGAAAGCUACAUUUGA